Dovyalis caffra is the source of this 861-nucleotide messenger RNA. NCBI's taxonomy places the organism in Eukaryota, Viridiplantae, Streptophyta, Magnoliopsida, Malpighiales, Salicaceae. The record is from the annotation of a GenBank genome assembly.
AUGGGUCAAGCUUUUGGUUGCAUUAAAGUGGACCAGUCUAAUGUUGCUAUUAAGGAACAGUUCGGAAGGUUUAAUGAUGUGCUGGAGCCUGGAUGCCACUGCCUACCUUGGUGUUUUGGAUUCCAAGUGGCUGGUGGACUUUCUCUUCGUGUGCAGCAACUUGAUGUUCGUUGCGAAACAAAAACUAAGGACAAUGUAUUUGUAACUGUGGUUGCAUCUAUUCAGUACCGUGCCUUGGCACAGAAAGCAGCUGAUGCCUUCUAUAAGCUCUCCAACACCAAGGAACAAAUCCAGGCCUAUGUUUUUGAUGUCAUCAGGGCAAGCGUGCCAAAAUUGAACUUGGACGCUGUUUUUGAGCAGAAAAAUGACAUUGCAAAGGCUGUUGAAGAAGAGCUUGAAAAGGCCAUGUCUGCCUAUGGGUUUGAAAUUGUUCAGACACUUAUUGUGGAUAUCGAGCCGGAUGUUCAUGUCAAGAGAGCAAUGAAUGAGAUAAAUGCUGCCUCAAGAAUGAGGGUGGCAGCAAAUGAAAAGGCAGAAGCUGAGAAAAUAUUGCAGAUCAAGCGAGCUGAAGGAGAUGCAGAGUCUAAAUACCUAUCGGGGCUUGGCAUAGCUCGUCAGCGUCAGGCCAUUGUUGAUGGGCUGAGGGAUAGUGUGCUUGCCUUCUCUGAGAAUGUGCCUGGUACAAGUGCUAAGGAUGUGAUGGAUAUGGUGCUGGUGACUCAGUACUUUGAUACCAUGAAGGAGAUUGGGGCGUCCUCAAAGUCGUCGUCCGUUUUCAUCCCACAUGGGCCUGGUGCAGUGAGAGACAUUGCCUCACAGAUUCGUGAUGGACUUCUUCAGGGCAAUUAUGCUCAGCAGUAA